GCUGAGCGCGUUGCACAAAAAUAACAUUGGAAAACGAACAAUAAAAAACGACGCAUAAAGAGGAACGCUUACAAAUGCGUUAAGUGAACAUGUCGCUGGUGGAUCAUGACUCAUGGGAUAUCGAGCAUGAGGGCUGCGAACGUUUGCGUCGCAAGAUUUUGGGGCAGUUGAACGAUCGCCGCCAGCUGUUGGUCAACUCCAGGGAAUAUGUUCAGCUAACGGACAGCAUACAGAUAGGCAUUGAGCAACUACGCAAGGAUUUGAAGCAUCUGCGCGUGAUGCUGGACAAUGCCAUCACCUGGGAGACGAGUCCCCAGCACGAGUUGCAACAGCGUCGCAUCAACUGGGACAAGUUGGAGUCGCAGUUGCGGGAAAUCGAUGCGAUCUUCACGAGCAGCACACGCGCCAAUCAGUUGGCGCAGACAACGACAAGCGGCUCGUUUUGGCAGGCAGCUGGCAGCAAUGAUGCACCUGCUCCUCCCCAUCCACCUCCUCCCCACGAUGUUGUCUCGCUGCAGCAGCGCCAGGCUGAGAUUCUGGAUCAUCAGAAUCGUGGCCUGGAGGCGCUGUCAGCGACAAUAUCGCGUCAACGCAGCCUUGCCACACAACUGGGCCAAGAGGUCGAGGAUCAGAACGAUCUGCUGGACAAUCUGUCCAAUACGAUGGGUCGCGUCGAGCUGGGCGUGCAACAGGAGACGCGCAACAUCAGCCAGGUGAACAGACGCGACAGCACCUGGUGCUAUUGGCUGCUGAUCAUUUCACUCUUCGUGGCCAUCAUUGUCGUCAUCUUUGUCUAGUUAACUGGCGAAUGUGUCCACUUAUCCAAUUGUUACAUAUACAUACAAAUAUCUAUGUAUAUACAUAUAUAUAGAUACAACCCAUAUUUUAUGUUAUCUGCAAACGCCUGCAAAUUCCAAGCAUUUUUCAUGGAUGGUAAAUCAAACAAAUCAAAAAAUACAUAUAAAUAAACAUAAAUAUAUACAGCAUAUAUAUAUAAAGAUCGAAUAUCUAUAUGAUAUUCUAUAGCCGAUAUAAGUAUGCCUUUACUGUGGGUAAUUUUAAUUAUGUUUACACAUCAACUAUUCCAAAAUCCACUCAGUUUUUUAAGUAACUCAAAGAUAUUUCCUAAAACUGUUUUUAAUUUCACCAGAUCCUUUUACAAUAAUUUUGAAAGUUAUAUUUUGCUAUAAAUUGUUUGUAAUAAAGUUAAAAAAAGGUUUACUUUAAAGAUUAUUUAUAAACAGCAGUCGGUCAUUAAAAGUGUUUUAAGAAAUAAGAAUUUCAAAUGGCAUCGAUAGCGAUUUUCUAAUAAAUCAAAUACUCUUCAAUAA
Messenger RNA from Drosophila grimshawi, 1331 nucleotides. RefSeq names its product probable syntaxin-8B. Gene Ontology annotation, cellular component: endomembrane system; SNARE complex. NCBI's taxonomy places the organism in Eukaryota, Metazoa, Arthropoda, Insecta, Diptera, Drosophilidae. The record is from RefSeq and is a predicted model, not a curated record. Gene Ontology annotation, biological process: vesicle fusion; intracellular protein transport. Gene Ontology annotation, molecular function: SNARE binding; SNAP receptor activity. The transcript is spliced from 2 exons. Bases 90 to 797 code for a protein of 235 amino acids.